CUUAAAUAAAUUAUUCCAUGCCGUCUUCUCUUUUUCUUUUUCUUUUUUAUCACAAAUCAUUGUUCGUUUCAUUUCCCCCUCUCAUCCUCGUGGACUUCAAUCAGUUGGGGGACUCUGUUUGUUUCGCUCGCUCUGGAGAUGGCUCGGGGACUUUUGCUCAUGGGAAGACUGCGAAGUUUUCGGGAGCGCCGUGAGGAGAGGCGGAGCGAAUUCGACGCUUCUCCAGAAGACGCUGGAUGGUGGGAGGGAGGCAUACAUGAAGGGAAUAAGAGUCGAUAGCUCGUGGUCUUGAAGGGCGCCAUCUGUGAAAGCUGCUGCCAUUGGAGGGGAGGGGGGAGAGGAGAUCCGAUCAUUUCCCAUAGUGCUGGUCAGAUGUUUGACGAAAUGCGCAUGCGAGCGGAAACUGGGGGUAACAUAAAUCUGGAAAUCGGCGUGUCGCUUUCUGCUCGUGCAAUCGAUUUCUCUGUGUAUAUAUAUAUAGAUAAACGAUGACGAGAAAUACAACAGUGCAUUUUGCACGCCCCAGUCUCCUACAUUUUUUUUUGUCAUCAGUAUCCCCGUCUCCUACAUGUAAGGCUGCAAGAUAUAUACUUAAAAGAUUCUUUCAUGUGCGCUUACAUUACCUCUUUCCCUUUGAGCAACAGCAGCAGUGAAAUUGCUGGAUGUAGUCAGAGAGCAUAUGAUUAUAUGUCGAUUAGUGACGCACGGCAAAUGUUGCUCUUCUCCUGCGACCAAGAACUUGCGGUAUAUGUCAAGGAGGUGAAGAUACUCUUAAACUUCGGUAUGAUGGAUGCUUCCCAGUUGCCUUCUUCAGUUUCUGCUCCUCAGGAAGCUUCCAAUUAUGAUGAGCUCUCCGCGAAACAGAGUUUGAACUUUUUAGAUAGCCUGAAGGACCUGAAGGAUCUUAGGAAGCAGUUAUACUCGGCAGCUGACUAUUUUGAAUUGUCUUACAACAGACAUGAUCAGAAACAAUUAGUGGUGAACACAUUAAAAGAUUAUGUGACGAAAGCUUUCAUAAACACUGUGGAUCACUUGGGCUCCUUGACUUAUAAGGUCAACUGUCUCCUAGAUGACAAGAUUGAGGAAGCAUUUGCAAUUGAGCUCAGAUUCUCUUGCGCUCUACAGGUGUGCAAUAUAAUUAGCUUUUCCUUGUUUUGUAGCGUCAAGGAUGGGAAGGGCAUGCAUACCCUCUGAUCUACCAUGUGCAAGGGUAUAACAGAUUGCAGCUGAUCAAGAAGAAUUAAGUUCUUGAAAAUCUGAAAUUACUCCAGAUACACUCCAUAAUGUGCCAGAUUAUAUCACAUUGUGACAAACUAAUUAUCGUGCUUCGACAAUAGUAUGGAAAAUGGCAGGGAGAACUGCCAUUUCUCGUGCCACCAACUUAUUUAUCACAAGUAGUGAUAAAACUUUCGACACUGUUCCUGUGUUUUAGAGACAUUGACGUGUGAGACGUUCAUAGACCAUGGAAGCCUUUGUCAGCAAUCACUAGCAAUAAUGUUGAAAAUAUGUAUCGAGUUUGAGCCCAAAGCGAAAUUUAAAUAUUCUUAAUUGGAUAUUUUGCGGCCAUUCGAAAUCGAGCAAAGCAAAAGAGACGUGAGUUUCCUAAUGAAGUUGGAGUCUUUGCCCACUGCAAAAAAGGAAAGUCCAAUUGUGUCAGAGAAAGGAAGGAAACACUACUUGAAGUCGGCCAAAGAAAAGUCAAAAGAGGAAAGUUCAAACUUUGACUAGUUGACCGAAUAACAUGAUUUUCCAAUAGGGGUG
Molecule: messenger RNA, 1761 nt
Organism: Syzygium oleosum
Lineage: Eukaryota; Viridiplantae; Streptophyta; Magnoliopsida; Myrtales; Myrtaceae
Product: protein ABIL3-like
Exons: 4
Coding region: 607-1194 (195 amino acids)
Source: RefSeq, a predicted model, not a curated record